This is a messenger RNA of Perognathus longimembris pacificus (Pacific pocket mouse), 4380 nucleotides long. RefSeq names its product transmembrane serine protease 9 (gene Tmprss9). NCBI's taxonomy places the organism in Eukaryota, Metazoa, Chordata, Mammalia, Rodentia, Heteromyidae. The transcript has 18 exons. Gene Ontology annotation, molecular function: protein binding; serine-type endopeptidase activity. The record is from RefSeq and is a predicted model, not a curated record. Gene Ontology annotation, biological process: proteolysis. The coding region runs from base 48 to 3422 and encodes 1124 amino acids.
CAGGUAGAGGGCCUGGAGACACCAGCCCUUGUAGAGGAGCCCUGAGGAUGGAGUCCAAGCCUUGCUCUGGAGAAGAGAGACAUUCGUGGACUCUGAGCUCAUCUUUUGUCUCUUUGUCUCUGGCUUCUAGGUCACUGUCCCCGUGUCCCUGGGCCAUGGAGUCCACCACAGCGGACUUGCAGCUGGUGCCCUCGAGGACGAAGGCUGUCCCAGCCCCUGACUCUGCAUGCUGCCGAGUGGCGGUGGUCACACUGGUGGCCACCAGUAUGGCCGUCCUCUCCCUGGGACUCCUGCUGGCCUUCCUCUCCACGCAGGGCAUCCAUGUGGAGCACAGCGCCGAGCUGCGUGGGAUCCGCUAUGCCAGUGCCCUGCAGCGGGAGAGCUCCGACUACCACCGGGCACUGACCGGUGCGCUGCAGACCCUGUUUGUAAGUAGCUUCCAGAAGACUGAAUUAGAAGCAAGCUGUGUGGGCUGCACAGUUCUCGGUUACAGGGAUGGGAACUCCAGUGUCCUGGUGAGGUUCCGGCUGUACUUCCUGCUGCGGGUCCUGCGGCCCCUGAGCCUGGACUUGGAGGGGGAGCUGUUGCAGCGGGGCAUCUGGGCAAGACUUCAGGAGCAUGGCAUCCCCUUGGCUGCCUAUGGCACCAUCGUGUCUGCUGAGCUCACAGGCAGCCACAGGGGGCCCAUGACCGGAAGAGACUUCAAAUCAGGCCACUGCCCCGGGAAUUCUUAUUCCUGCCAGAACAGCCAGUGUGUGACCAAGGUGAACCCGGAGUGUGAUGACAAGAGGGACUGCUUGGAUGGGUCCGACGAAGCGCACUGCGACUGCGGCCUGCAGCCGGCCUGGAGGACGGCGGGCCGGAUCGUGGGCGGCGUGGAGGCGGCGCCGGGCGAGUUCCCUUGGCAGGUCAGCCUGCGGGAGAACAAUGAGCACUUCUGCGGGGCCACCAUCAUCGGGCCGAUCUGGCUGCUGUCCGCCGCCCACUGCUUCAACGAGUUCCAGGACCCCGCGGAGUGGGUGGCGUCCGCGGGCACCACGCACCUGAGCGGGGCGGCGCCGGGCGCCGUGCGGGUCCGCGUGGCCCAGAUCACCCCGCACCCGCUGUACGACGCGGACACGGCCGACUUCGACGUGGCGGUGCUGCGGCUGGCGCGGCCCCUGCGCUUCGGCCGCUACGUGCAGCCCGCCUGCCUGCCCGCCGCCGCGCACGUCUUCCCGCCGGGCCGCAAGUGCCUCAUCUCGGGCUGGGGCUACCUCAAGGAGCACUUCCUGGUCAAGCCCGAGGUGCUGCAAAAAGCCACAGUAGAGCUGCUUGACCAGGCCUUGUGUACCAGCCUGUAUGGCCACUCGCUCACGGAUAGGAUGCUGUGUGCUGGUUACCUGGAUGGGAAGGUGGACUCCUGCCAGGGUGACUCUGGAGGCCCCCUGGUCUGCGAGGAGCCUUCUGGAAGGUUCUUUCUAGCCGGCAUUGUGAGCUGGGGCAUCGGCUGUGCAGAAGCCCGGCGUCCAGGGGUCUAUGCCCGGGUCACCAGGCUGCGGGACUGGAUCCUGGAGAUGACCAGUGUGGGCAGCCUCCCCCCGGCCCCCACUGUGGCUCCCGUCCCCACCACUGCCAGCACCGCCUGGCUCACCAGUCCCGUGAGCCCCACAGCAGACACCCCCACCAAGCCCGCCCUGGACCCCAGCACUGCGCCCCUGGCCUCUGUCACUGCGGCUAAGCCACAAGAGUGUGGGGCCAGACCAGCGAUGGAGAAGCCCAUCCGGAUCGUGGGCGGGUUUGGGGCUGUGCCUGGGGAGGUGCCCUGGCAGGCCAGCCUGAAGGAAGGUUCCAGACAUUUCUGUGGAGCCACCGUGGUAGCCGACCGCUGGCUGCUAUCUGCUGCCCACUGCUUCAACCACACAAAAGCCGAGCAGGUGCAGGUGCACCUGGGCAGCGCCUCCCUCCUGGGCAGCGGCGGGAGCCCCGUGAAGCUGGGGCUGCACAGGGUGGUCCUGCACCCCCGCUACAACCCCAGCAUCCUGGACUUCGACGUGGCCCUGCUGGAGCUGGCCAGGCCGCUGGUCUUCAACAAGUACAUCCAGCCCGUCUGCCUCCCCCUGGCCAUCCAGAAGUUCCCUGUGGGCCGGAAGUGCAUGAUCUCAGGCUGGGGUAACCUGCAGGAAGGGAAUGCCACCAAGCCCGAGGUCCUGCAGAAGGCAUCCGUGGGCGUCAUUGAGCAGAAGGUCUGCAGCUCCCUCUACAACUUCUCCCUCACCGACCGCAUGCUCUGCGCCGGCUUCCUGGAGGGCAGAGUGGACUCCUGCCAGGGUGACUCUGGGGGCCCCCUAGCCUGUGAGGAGACCCCCGGCGUCUUUUACUUGGCGGGCAUCGUGAGCUGGGGCAUCGGUUGUGCCCAGGCCAACAAACCAGGCGUGUAUGCACGGGUCACCAGGCUGAAGGGCUGGAUCCUGCACACCAUGUCCGCGGCUCCCCUCCCCACGCCUCACCCCUCCAGCACCAGGACACCAGCCCCCACCAGCCCCCCCCACAGGAUGACCACCCCAGAGGUCACCCCCAGCAGAGCCACCAGCCCCAAGGCCACCCGCCCUGCUGACACGACGGCCGCCUCCAGAGGCACCCCCACCCAGGAACAGACACUGCCCAAUGCCCUCCCAGAGACCACCACCCGCUCCCAGCUGCCAGACUGUGGCCUGGCCCCGGCCUCGGCGCUGACGCGGAUCGUGGGCGGCAGCGCGGCGGGGCGCGGCGAGUGGCCGUGGCAGGUGAGCCUGUGGCUGCGGCGCCGCGAGCACCGGUGCGGGGCCGUGCUGGUGGCCGAGAGGUGGCUGCUGUCCGCCGCGCACUGCUUCGACGUCUACGGGGACCCCAAGCAGUGGGCGGCUUUCCUGGGCACGCCGUUCCUGAGCGGCGCCGAGGGCCAGCUGGAGCGCGUGGAGCGCAUCUACAAGCACCCGUUCUACAACCUCUACACGCUCGACUACGACGUGGCGCUGCUGCAGUUGGCCGGCCCGGUGCGCCGCAGCCGCCUGGUGCGCCCCAUCUGCCUGCCAGGCCCCGCGCCGAGGCCUCCCGACGGCGCACGCUGCGUCAUCACCGGCUGGGGUUCCGUGCGCGAGGGAGGCUCCAUGGCGCGGCAGCUGCAGAAGGCGGCCGUCCGCCUCCUCAGCGAGCAGACGUGUCGCCGCUUCUACCCGGUGCAGAUCAGCAGCCGCAUGCUGUGCGCCGGCUUCCCGCAGGGCGGCGUGGACAGCUGCUCGGGUGAUGCCGGGGGACCCCUGGCCUGCAGGGAGCCCUCGGGCCGGUGGGUGCUCACUGGGGUCACCAGCUGGGGCUACGGUUGCGGGCGGCCCCACUUCCCGGGGGUGUACACCCGCGUGGCCGCCGUGAGAGGCUGGAUAGCGCAGAACAUCCAGGAGUGAGCGCCCACGCGGACCCGCGGGUGCUCGGGACACACCUCCCCUCGCUUGCCCGCCCAGCACCGGCCUGCCACCAGAGGGCCCCUCUUCAGAAGCGGAGACUCCGGUUCUCCCAUCUUGAGACCCCUGACCAACAUUGUUUUGCCCCAGCUGCCAGCAUAAGGACAUCCCCCCCCAGCUGGGGUUAGCGCCGCCUCUGCCUCCACUAGCAGAGCCCCCCAAACCAUCCACACCCCACAUCCCCCAAAUGUCCAGGAGCUCACCACAAACACCCCAGCCUGGAGGCGGCAGGGGCUCUAGGCUUCGGAAUAAAACCUGUGCUGACAACUUUGAGCCCCUCUCUUCCUUCUGGGCCUUUGCAAAUUAACACCCGGGGCCUCGGCUGACUCCCUGGCUCUAGCCCUCCCAGGAGCAAUGGCUGAGUUCCUGGAGGACUGCCAGACCCCGAGCUGGGGGGCUGCUGUUGUCCUGCCCUCCCCUCCAGCACUCAGUCCGCUGUCAGAGACCCCCAACCUCAUCACUGGAAGUCUGGCCUCCAGUUCUGGUGAGUGCUCCAUUCUGUAGGUCUCUCCCUGGAGUCCAGGCAUUCUGAAACCAUCCCCAAUGCCAGGUGAGGCUCCACCAGGGUGGAGUGACCUGCCCUGCCCAUCAGAAACACUUGCAGGGCCUGGCUCACUUGGGCUGCAGGACAGUUGCAGACUCGACAUCUUCCCACACACAGCUGCCCCUCACCUCCCAAAAUGCGCUGAUGACCUAAACCUUCCAGAGGCAGCCCCAUGCCUCCUUCCAAAACUUACACAAGUUGGGACUCACACUACCAAGCCUCAGUGGCUGGGCUUCUUGUGCCACAAUAUGAGCUGGACGGUGGUUCUAAAUGGCCAGAACAGGACACUUAACAUUACCAAGUUCCAUGUGACCUUGCGAACUUCAUGGUCCAAGAUCCCCUGCCUUCAGCUCCAAG